Molecule: messenger RNA, 721 nt
Organism: Aspergillus eucalypticola CBS 122712
Lineage: Eukaryota; Fungi; Ascomycota; Eurotiomycetes; Eurotiales; Aspergillaceae
Exons: 1
Coding region: 300-566 (88 amino acids)
Source: RefSeq, a predicted model, not a curated record
CAAGUUCGCACACUAGCUAAUCAUGUUGCUUUGAACAAUUAUGACUAGUAGAGUGGCAAACAGUCCCUUCCUACCCUUGGUUCUCCCUAUCAAAAUACUUCUUAAACCUGACCUCAAUCUCAGUCAACGUAAGUUGAACAUUGCCUACUACUUGCCACAGAGUGCUCCAUCAUUAUACAUAUCUCAAGCAUCCCUUUACACUCAUUAUCAUAUACUCUCAUUAGUAUCAUACAAUAUGCCAUACACGGUGGCACCUACAGAAACCACUUAUAUUGACUAUAGCCCAAUCGACGUAUAAAAUGUCCCCAUCACCGACAUCUCCUUCCUCAUCACCACAAAUCCGACAAGAACCUACCACCCACUUCUAUCCCUCUUCAUCCCCAUCUCCACCUCCACCUGACUCGAUGACCCAACAUCAUAAGGGUAACAUUGAAAAUCACCUCGACCGCUAUGAGAGAUCCACCUCUCUAACCGGGAGCAUCCGCAUUACCGUUGAAUCUUCCUCCCCUUCCUCUCACAGCGAGGUGAAAUCGAAAUCAUCUUGGCUGAGACGUUAUCACGACUAAAUAUACGGAUUUGAUGUCUGUUUGAAUGAGUGAUCAAUGGUUGUAUUGUGCUCCAGUUAAGACUACAAUAGUAUUGUUAGGUGGCUACUACCUAGUUACUAGUUAUGUCGAGCUUAACGACCAAUAUACAGGUAAUAGUUAUUUUAUCAUACAAA